CCCUCGGUGUAUGCCAUCCGGAUCACCAGUCUCUCCUUCUCAAGCCCUCUUCCUCUUCUCUAUCUCCAAAGAUGCACAUCUCUUCUUUUCUCGCCGGCACUGCCGCCUUCACCGUCGGUGCCGCAGCCCGUAGCUCUCUCUACGUAGAGAACGCUCCUGAUCAUGUCCGCCCUUAUGUCAUCGAGAGAUACUCCAAUGCCCAAGCUGUUGCCGUUGGCCAGCAGAUCUACAGGUUCCCCGUCACUGGUGCCUCGUCCGGUGGUGCCUUCUCCAUCCUGAUGACUAGCUCUCCCGGAUCAGAUGCUCUCGGUGUCCUUCCUCACAUCCACAAGGCUCAUUACGAGAACUUCUUCUGCAGCAAGGGUCGCUACCAACUCUGGACCAACAAGUACGGCGACGAGGAGGCUCGCGUCAUGCUUCCCGGUGACUACGGUGCCGUUCCUCGCAACACCACCCACACCUUCCAAGUCCUGGAUCCUGAUACCGAGAUGCUUGGUGUCAUCCAACCCGGUGGCUUCGAAGCCCUGUUCUUCGCCAUCGCAGACAGCAACUACACCUCCGAGACCUCUUCCCCCUACGUCCCCAGUGCAGCCUCAGGCUCCGCAGACGCAGGCGCCGGCUCCUCAUCCUCCAUGAUCUCCGCCCUCGAAUCCUUCGACGUCUUCGCCCAGCUUGACUUCAAUCCCCGUCGCGACCUCGUCAACGGCAGUGCCCCUGCAAACGCAACAUGGCAUACUGGCAAGAACACCGUGCCCUCGAACUCAAACACUCCCUUCUACGUGGCUAAGAACCAAGGUCCUAUGUGGUUGAACUCCGAACACGGAUAUCAAAUCAUCGCUCCUUUCAUCACUCCUACCCAGGGCGAUGGUAAGUUUAGCGAAGGCACCAUCACCAUCGACCGCAAGUUGUCCAACAUCACCACACCUGUGCGUCAUUUUGCCGAUCACUUGGCUUUCGAGGUGCUCGAGGGUGCUCUGCAGGUCAACUUGAAGAACGAGACUGUCCAGUUGUUGCAAGGUGAUGUUGUGUUUGUGCCUGGAAACACCACGUUCAGCUAUUGGUCCGAGGUUGCGUUUACCAAGUUCUUGUAUGUCUGUGCCGGAAACAAGGGAUUGGAUGUUGAGUUGAUGGACAAGGCUGUUGCUUGGGAGUACCCUACUUGGCCUACUUAUGCUGUUUAAGUGGUUGGAAAGUGUGCUUUUGUGUGGUUGUUUUUUUCAUAUACCAAUUAGACCGAUAUAGAUAGGACAUAGAGCUUUAGAAAUUGAUGUUUGUAACGACUAGAGAGUUUGUCUUCUCCGUUGUUGGGUUUCGUGUCUUGUGGUGUUUGUGUUUAUCAUUUGGGUAUCCUGCACCAUCGUAAUAAUCAUCGUAACCAGUGUUGAGCAGGCGCUCCCUCGACCAAGCGAUUCCAUAAGCCUACUAAAGCUCAUCAGGGUCAAAGACAUCCUCGGUCAUAGCAGCCCUACCACCACCGCCUCUGGCAGCCCAAUCCUCUCUUCUCCUGCGUUCUCUUUCUUCCUGCUCUGCCUGAAGUCUCUCCUCCUCUUCCUGUCUCUGCUUGUCCCUCG
This is a messenger RNA of Aureobasidium pullulans EXF-150, 1571 nucleotides long. Its product is annotated as RmlC-like cupin. Lineage: Eukaryota; Fungi; Ascomycota; Dothideomycetes; Dothideales; Saccotheciaceae. The transcript has a single exon. The coding region runs from base 72 to 1181 and encodes 369 amino acids. The record is from RefSeq and is a predicted model, not a curated record.